Chelonia mydas (Green sea turtle) is the source of this 1065-nucleotide messenger RNA. RefSeq names its product acrosin (gene ACR). Gene Ontology annotation, molecular function: serine-type endopeptidase activity. NCBI's taxonomy places the organism in Eukaryota, Metazoa, Chordata, Testudines, Cheloniidae. The record is from RefSeq and is a predicted model, not a curated record. Gene Ontology annotation, biological process: proteolysis; acrosome reaction.
AUGUCAUACUGGCCAGUCACCGAUUGGACGGCGGCCCUGGACUUGGUUUAUGGUGUCACGAGUGAUGACACGUCUCGUAGAUGCAGUUGCCUGGUGCUCCGGUGGAAGAUGCGGCUUCUCUCCCUCCUCCUGUUCCACACCCUGGUCUGGCCCAUGCACAGCACGAAGGGCAGCUGCGAUGCAGUCUGUGGGCGCCGCCCCCUGGCGUCUGGCUACGGCGGGAUGCGGAUCGUGGGUGGCGUAGAUGCUCUGCCGGGGGCCUGGCCCUGGCUUGUCAGCAUCCAGAUCCCCACCCGAAUGGGCCCCCGGCAUUCCUGUGGCGGGUCCCUCGUCAGCCCCCGCUGGGUCCUCACAGCCGCUCACUGCUUCAAAGCCAAGAGAAGGCUGCUCCCGCAGUGGCGUGUUGUGGUCGGUGCGUCCCAGCUAUCCCAGCGUGGCCCCGAGGCCCAGGUGCGCUCCAUCAAACAGGUGGUGCUGCACGAGCGCUACGAGCCGCGCAUGGAGAGCAAUGACAUCGCUCUGCUGGAGCUCGAGCAGCCCAUCGAGUGCAAUGACUACGCACAGCCCGCCUGCCUGCCCAGUGCCAUGGCGGAGGUGUCGAACCUGUCCCACUGCUACAUCAGCGGCUGGGGAGUCACGCAGGAGACAUCCCUGGAAACAGCCGACAUCCUGCAGGAGGCCAAGGUGCAUCUCAUUGACAUCACGACCUGUAACAGCAGCCGCUGGUACAACGGGGCCAUCGCCAGCAACAACCUGUGUGCAGGGUACGAGCAAGGAGGCAUCGACAGCUGCCAGGGCGACAGCGGUGGCCCCCUCAUGUGCACAAAGGAAAGGUCAAAGCGCUUCUGGGUUAUUGGAGUCACCAGCUGGGGGCUGGGCUGCGCCAAGGCACAGAGGCCGGGGGUCUACAGCUCCACUCAGCACUUUCAUGACUGGAUCUUGGGGAAAGUCAGGCCCAGGCCCAGAACAAGGACAGGCCCCUGCCCGUCAGCCCAGAGCAGUCUGUCUGACUUCUUCAGGAAGCUCAACGAGUUCCUACAGGGCCUGAAGGGAAAGGGGACUUGA